Molecule: messenger RNA, 1764 nt
Organism: Durusdinium trenchii
Lineage: Eukaryota; Dinophyceae; Suessiales; Symbiodiniaceae
Source: the annotation of a GenBank genome assembly
AUGGCUUCUGCCCUGCGCACGGAAGAGCGAUGGCUGGAGAGCGGGCAGCCAGAUCCAGUCUUCUUGGGAAUGGUGGAGGAUUUCAAGGCCUUCGAUGAGGUCCUGCAAACGUGGAGCGAGAAGCUGGAGAUCUUUGUGCGCGGCGUUCAAGAGCUGUCGCUAGGUGUGCAGAGCCUCUCUGAGGGCUUAGCAGAAGAGCUGAAACGACAGGACCGGGCCUUCCUCUCUGAAGGCUGUCGCUUUCGCGAGGCGGCUCAAGAGAUUUCCCGGCGAGAUGCGCCACACAGCGUCAUUGCACGGUUCGAGCGGAACGUGGAGUUCAACAUGUCCAAUCCGCUCAAGGACCACUUGGACAAUCAUGCCAAGCUGCGGAAAGAUCUUGAGAAGCGUGAGCUGUGCUUGACUGCAGUUCAGGAUGCGCUCAAACAAGUUGAGCUUUGCGAGGAGUUGACAGAAGCAGAUCUUCGCAAGAGGUUGGCCAAAGAUGAGUUCAGAGCAUCAAAGGCCACCUUCAACAAGGUCAACCGCAGCAUUUUCCAUUGGUUGUAUGUCUUGGAGGAGCAUCGAGGAGACAUUAUUGACUCCUGUUUGCAGACGGUGAAGUAUUUGCAAUACGAUUUCUUCUCCUUUGCCGCGCAUGCUGUGUCCCACGUGCUGCCUCAGCAGAUGUCCUUUCGACCCAUGACAGAGAUGCUUCCUGAUUCCUUACAAGCACAAGUGCAACAGGAGCUGAAUUUGUCUGAGACUAUCGAGGCGCAAGAUGUACGAGAGAUCUUCGUGCAAAGGCUCUUGCAGCGCCUGGUGCGGGAGAACAAAGAUCGACCAGGUGCGCCUGCCACAAGCACACCAGCGAUACAGGUGGACCCGUUGUCUUUGAGUUCCUUGCUGUCCCACGGCUUCGAUGAGGGCCCUGCACGGAGGGCACUCAGGAAGACCAACAACGACACCCAGGCAGCCAUGGAAUGGCUUUUGGCGGGCGAGCCUGCUUGCCGGGCGAGGAGCUUGCGGCCCACACCGGAGGAGCUGCCAGUGGGCCUUUUCUUCCGCCGGCCACCGGAAAUGCCAGCACUGGAGCGCCAUGCCUUGGACCUUUGCAAACGUCAAGCUGGACGUGUCUUGGACCUUGGCGCCGGGGCUGGAAGCCACGUUCUGGCCUUGACCUCUCAAGGUGUAGAAGCUGAAGGCCUCGAUCUUUGCCCCGAAGCGGUGGAGGUGAUGCGUUUGCGCGGCGUUUCUGCCAAGCGAGGCAGCUUUUGGAAGCUUGAGAAGCAGCCACAGUACGACACCUUGCUCAUGCUGAUGAACACUGCAGGUGCUGCCGGCAGCAUGGUGCGCUUCAAGGAGCUCCUCGAGGGGCUGCACCAGGCUAUGGCGCCUGACGGCCAGGUGCUGUUGGAUGUGUCACCCCCCGAUUGGGCGGCGGUACGGCGGGCGCGGCGAGUCAGCAGGCUUCAAGCAGAAGAUGUGCAGAAUGGGCUUUGGGCGCGACUGGAUUGUUGGUUGAGCUUUGGAACCCUUCAAGGAGAGACCUUCUCCAUGAUCUAUCCAGAGUGGAAGGCCGCAGUCAAAGUCGCUGAGAUGGCAGGCUACGAGGCCUCGUUGGUCUACGAAGAGCCCCGAAGUCGCCACGCGUUGCUGAAACUGAGGUUAGAGCCCGGCCAGUGGCAUACGAUACUGCUGAUGGCCAGCUCGCCAAAGGCCCGGCGGGUCGACCGUUGCAACAUCAGCGGAAAUGGCAUGAGCGAUGCGUUUGAAUCAGCUUAA